This is a messenger RNA of Pteropus alecto (black flying fox), 540 nucleotides long. Its product is annotated as metallothionein-1A-like. The record is from RefSeq and is a predicted model, not a curated record. Bases 343 to 540 code for a protein of 65 amino acids. The transcript has a single exon. NCBI's taxonomy places the organism in Eukaryota, Metazoa, Chordata, Mammalia, Chiroptera, Pteropodidae. Gene Ontology annotation, molecular function: metal ion binding.
ACUACAAGACAAUGCUGAAAGGAAUUCAAGACACCAAAAAAUGGAAAGACAUCCUGUGUUCAAGGACUGUCAACACUACCCAAAGUGAUCUACAGAUUCAAUGCAACCCCUAUCAAAAUCCCAAUGUUUUUUGCAGAAACAGAAAAAUCCAUCAGAAAAUCCGCAUGGAAUUUCAAGGAACCCUAAAUAGCCAAAACAAUGUUGAAAAAAGAACAAAGCUGGAGGUCACAAAGUUGGAGGCCUCACAUUCCCAAUUUCUGAAUUUAUUACAACCAUGCAUUGCACUAGCACAAGUUCCUCUUCACCUCUUGCUUUGGGCCUCCUGCCUCACCUCUCCUCGAAAUGGACCCCAACUGCUCCUGCCCCACUGGUGGCUCCUGCACCUGCGCUGGCUCUUGCAAAUGCAAAAACUGCAGAUGCACCUCCUGCAAGAAGAGCUGCUGCUCCUGCUGCCCGUGGGCUGUGGCCGGUGUGCGUAGGGCUGUGUCUGCAAAGAAGCAGCUGCUAUGCGUGAUGUCAGGGAGAGCCUGCUCCCAGUAA